Molecule: messenger RNA, 852 nt
Organism: Acanthosepion pharaonis
Lineage: Eukaryota; Metazoa; Mollusca; Cephalopoda; Sepiida; Sepiidae
Source: the annotation of a GenBank genome assembly
AUGCUUUCUGAUUCUUUCUUCCUUUCAGAUUUCUUUUUUCUUUAUUUCUACUCUUUCUUUUUCAUUUUUUUCUUUUAUCUCCGCUUCUUUCUUAUGUUAAGUUUUAUUUUCUUUAGUUCCCCUCAUUUUUUUCUAUUUCUUUUUUCAUUACUCUCCUUCUCACCCUCCUCUUCUUUCUUUCAUUUCAUUUCUCCUCGAUGGUUUCUUCUUUUCAGAUCUCCUUUUUCUUUAUAUCUCUACUUUCUUCCUCCCUCCCCUCCACCUCUUCUUUCAUUCAUUCUUGCUUUUCGUCUACUUUCACCUAAUUCUUUUUACUGUAUUCCUUCGGCGUCUCCUUUACUUUCAUACCUUUAUAUCCCUACAUUUUCUUUCAUUUCCUCACCUUCCUGUUCUCCAGGUAAUCUUGUCUUCCUCUUUACCUGUCUUUUUACUCCUUUAUUUAAUUCUUUUCCUUCUCACCAAACAAGUUAUCUCUUCCGUCUCCCCACUCUCUCUCUCUCAAUCUAUCUAUCUAUCUAUUUUUGUCUGUUCAUAUCUAUCUAUCUAUCUAUCAUAUAUUCUGAUAAUAUCUAUGACAAGGGCCUGAAAAUCUUUCGGUCGGACACACCUAUCUAUCUAUCUAUCUAUCUAUCUAUCUAUCUAUCUAUCUAUCUAUCUAUCUCUUAUGAAAAUAUCUGCCUAUUUGUCUGUCUUAUUGUCUAUCUAUUUGGCUGGUUGUUUCCUCUCUCUCUCUCCUCUCUCUCUCUCUCUCUCUAUCUCUCUCUCUCUCUUUCUCUCUCUUUAUAUAUCUAUCUAUCUGCAUCUAUUUAUUUUUCUAUCUAUCUGACUUUACAUCUAUCUCUCUAUACCUAG